UGUCUCAGCGCGCACACACACAGGCACACACACAUACUGAAGCACACUCACACACACACACACACACACCGUGUGUGAGUGACUGGAUGCUGAGCGAGAGAAAGAGAGGAGAGAAUCGUUUCAGAUCAGGCGAGAGGGGACCGGGGAGAGCACCGCAGCGCCACAGACAGCUCCUUUUUCUUCCUCCGUGGAGCUUUUUUUUUUCUCCCCCCUCUUUCUCGCCAGCUGAUCCAAACGCGCUCACCUGACACGGGAACGGAGGCGCAAAAAAGAGAGAAAAAAUACAAACAAACCAGAAAAAAAAAGAAGAAGAAGAAGAUAAAAACCCACAGAGCCUUCACUGGAGGAGUAACGCUGUACGGGAUCAGAAUAUUUGUGGGAUUUGGCGCAAGUGUCAUUUUUUUGUGUGUGUGGAUAUUAUGUAAAAAAGAACAAGAAGGGAGAAGAAGAAGAGGAAGAAGAAGAAGAAAAGCCCAUUCCAGCUGGCCGGCACGGCUCCAUUCAAGAAUUUUUUUUGUCCCGGUGGAUUGUCUGUCGUUUUGGGGGGUGAUCGGAAACCCGUUUGCAUACUAAUCGCGUUUUUUUUUUUUGGAGAGGAUAUCCAGAGCGCACAUCCAGAGCUGCAGAGCGGGUCAGAUGAAUGUGUAGCAGUACCCAGCCAUGCCGUUAACAAGUAAAGGGUCAAGACGGAGGGCUUGGGUCGGCGGACCCUGUGUGUGCUCAAGUCUCUGGAGACGGAAGUCACUCUUUUAUUUCUGCAUCGUACUUGUUCUUGCGCAGUCUACAGCAGUUCAUGGAGGAGCACUGGAGCUCCAGCUGGACGAAGAGCAGCCUGCAGGGACCAUCGUUGGUGACAUCAGUGCUGGGUUACCGCCCGGUGAAACCGCAAGUCUUUACUUCAUCUCAGACCAUGAGGGCAAAGGCGUCGGCAGCGAUCUCAACAUCGAUGAAACCACGGGCAUCAUUACCACUGCACGCCGUCUGGACCGCGAACAGAGGGACCACUAUAGCUUUAUCGCUGUGACAAUGACAGGAAUCACCAUCGAGGUGUCAGUCACGGUCAACGACAUCAACGAUCAUGCACCCGUGUUCCCCAAAAAGAAGGCUGUUCUCAAGAUCCCAGAGCACACAGCAGUGGGGACAAGGUUUUCCCUGGAGCCUGCGACUGAUGCAGACAAGGACCAGCUGACCACCCAAGGCUACGCUAUUCGAGAGGGGAAUGUAGGCCAGGCAUUCAAACUGGAGACCAAGAGAGGUGCUAACAAGGUGCUAUAUCUAGACCUGGUGGUCAACGGACUGCUGGACAGGGAGAAACGGUCACUUUACACUCUGGUCGUGGAGGCCUUCGAUGGGGGCUCACCCCGAAGGAUGGGAUCCAUGACCCUGGAAGUGACUGUGACUGACAUCAACGAUCAUGCGCCGGUCUUCAAUCAAAGCAGAUACCAUGCUAUUAUCUCUGAAAGUCUCCCACAAGGCAGCAGCAUCCUCCAGGUGUUUGCAACAGACGAGGAUGAUGGUGAUAAUGGUCUGGUCCUUUAUGAAAUCAACCGACGUCAGAGUGACCCAGACCGCUACUUCGUCAUGGAUGUCAAGUCUGGGAUCAUCACGCUGAAUAGGCCCCUGGAUUAUGAACUGAAAAGGGUCCAUGAACUGGUGGUCCAGGCCAGGGACAACGCCAGUCACCCCGAGGUGACCAACGCAUUCGUCACCAUUCACGUACGCGACUACAAUGACAACCAGCCCACUAUGACCAUCAUCUUCCUCAGUGAGGACGGCUCUCCGAGGAUCUCUGAAGGGGCCCAACCCGGCCAGUACGUAGCUCGGAUAUCGGUCACCGACCCAGACUAUGGAGAGUACGCCAAUGUGAAUGUGUCCCUCGAGGGGGGUGAUGGGAAGUUUGCUCUCACAACCAAGGACAGCAUCAUCUACCUGAUAUAUGUGGACCAGGUUUUGGACAGAGAGGAACGUGAUUCGUAUGACCUCAGAGUAAUGGCCACAGACUCCGGCACGCCACCCCUCAGGGCGGAGUCAUCUUUCACCAUCCAGGUGACUGAUAUAAAUGACAACCCACCGCUGUUCGACCAGCAGGCCUACAGACAGACCAUACCUGAGGUUGUCUAUCCUGGCUCCUUUGUUCUCCAGGUGACUGCCAGGGACAAAGACCAGGGCCCCAAUGGGGAUGUCCGAUAUAGCCUCCUCAAGGGCAAAAACUCUCACUCUGAUUGGUUUUCCAUUGACCCGGUCACAGGGAUCAUAACCACGGCGACGGCUCUGGAUUUCGAGUCAGAGCCGGCCCCUAGUGUGACUGUUAUAGCGACAGAUAGCGGUCGGCCGCCGCUGUCUUCCACGGCGAAGGUGGACAUUGUUCUGCAGGAUGUUAAUGAUAACACCCCUGUGUUCUCCAGCAACUUCUACAAUGCCUCCAUCAAGGAGAACACCCCAGCUGGGACCUGCUUCCUAGAGGUGUCCGCCACAGAUGAGGAUCGUGGUUCCUUUGGUUCUAUAUCCUACACCCUUGGUUCUGGUUCUGGAAGCACAGCACCGUCCCUCUUUACCAUUGACAAGGAAUCUGGCCAGCUUUGUACCCGCACGGCUCUGGACCGGGAUGAGGGAAUGGACAAGUUUGACUUGACCGUCACUGCAACAGAUGGAGGUGGUUUAACCUCAGUGGCCCGUGUGCGGGUCAAAGUCGUGGACAUCAAUGACAACAGGCCCGCCUUCUACCCGGUCCUCUACACAGUCAGUCUCAGCACCCAUAGUGCCCCUGGAACCUCUGUCGUCAAGGUAACGGCAAAUGACCCUGAUGCUGGGGAAAACGGCAGGGUGACCUACCGCACGGUACCUGGAGGAGGCUCGGCUUUUUUUACUCUCAACAAGGACACAGGUGUGAUUUCUCUCUCGCGCUCGCUCCACGGCAAAGCCAACACGGUAAUCUCCAUGGUGAUAUCUGCCGAGGACGGUGGGGGUCUGACGGCGCCGGUCAAUGCCAGGGUAAACGUGAGCGUGGUGGCAGGCUCGGUGGCGUCUCCUGUGUUCGAACAGGCCCAGUAUUUCUUCACGGUGUCCGAGGACGUCCUCAGGGGGACGCUGGUGGGAGCGGUCCGUGCCUCUGUCAAGACAGGUGUUUCGAAGGAUAUCUUAUACUCCAUCUCCUCCGGUGACCCUGAUGGUUACUUCACAGUGGACAGCGCCUCUGGUACUAUUCGCACCGCCCUUCCUCUGGACCACGAAACUUGCUCCAGUCUUGAUCUGGAGAUCCAGGCACGCUCCGGCUCUCCUCCGGCGUACGGCACCAGCCGUGUACGAAUAACCAUUUCAGACGUCAACGACAAUGGCCCCACGUUCCUCCCCUCCUCUUCCGAGUCCCUCCUUCUCCCUGAGAUCACCAAAAUGGGGACUGUCAUCUACACCAUUCAGGCCACCGACAAGGACUCCGGUCACAACGGUCAGCUCAGCUUCGACCUUGUCUCUGCCGGAGCUGCAGGCAGCAGCGGCCAGAGGACGUUUGGUGUUGACCGUGGCAGCGGGGAGGUACGCCUAAUAGGGAGUUUGUCAUACGAAAGCGUCCCACGCUACGAUCUUCAAGUGGUUGCCAAGGAUGGUGGAGCGCCUCAGCUUAGCUCCACCUUCACCCUUGUGGUCCACAUCCAAGCGCAAGACGCACAAGGCCCCAACUUUGACACCCUGACCUACCGCGUGGAGCUGCGAGAAAACACACCUCUCAACACACGCUUCCUCCAGGUCCGAGCACUCAACAUAGAAGCUUCUGGGAAUGGUGGGAGCUCCUCCUCCUCUUCCUCCUCCUCUAUUUCCUACCGCCUCAGGCCCGAUGGUGACGCUGCUGGUUUUGGCAUCAUGCCAGAUAGCGGGUGGCUUUUUGUCCGGAGCUCUCUGGACCGAGAGGUCAAGGACAUGUACCUGCUGACUGUCCUGGCCACUUCAGGCCCAGGAGGAGCGGGGAGAACCGGAAGCGCAACGGUCAGGGUGACGGUUACUGAUGAAAAUGACAAUUCCCCAAGACUGAGCCAGGAGAGGGUGUUCCUGGCUGUCAGAGAGAACCUGCUGGCGGGGACGGGCUUUGGCAGGGUGUCUGCAACAGACAGAGAUGCAGGACUAAACGCUCGACUGACCUACAGGCUGCUGCACACUGACAGACACUUCCAGAUUAACUCGCAAACAGGUGAGAUUAGCACUCGCCUCGCCCUAGACAGAGAGCAGCAGUCCAGCUACCAGCUUGUUGUGGUCGUACACGAUGGCGGUACGCCUCCCCGCAGCGCCACCGGCACCGCCCAUAUCACUGUGUUGGAUGAAAACGACCACGCCCCCAGUUUCACGCACGCCAGGCCGGACAGAGAGCUGGUCCUUCAGGUAAUGGAAGGACUUCAAUCAGGAACAGUCCUCACGACAGUAACAGCUAAAGACCCAGAUGAGGGAGAGAACGGGACCGUAUACUAUUCUUUAUCAGGCCCCAGAGCAGAGCGUUUCUCCCUUAACCCGUCCUCUGGCGAGCUGAGAACAGCAUCCCCCCUGAGAAUGGCAGAGCGAUCGGAGUACACCUUCACAGUGACCGCCGCUGACCACGGCACACCAGGCCUCAGCUCCACCUGCCAGCUACAGAUACAGGUUCUCAGCUCCGCCAAGUCCAGCCCAAAGCCCAACAUGCUCUCCAUGACCUUGAACACAGUGGAAGGGGCCACUCCGGGCUCCAUCAUUGGCUCUGUGCGCCCACAUGACCAACAGGAACCCUUACUGGAAGGCCAAGUGACCUACCUGGUAGUGGGGGGAACUGACCGAGAUGGGACCUUCAUGGUGGACCGUUUAAAGGGCGAUGUGUACCUGGUGCGCGAGCUGGACUACGAGAAGGGGUCGAGCUACACACUGCACAUCGAGGUGUCCGACUUCUCCCAGGCGUUUCCCAGCAGCCACCUGGUGCGGCUGGAUAUCAUCGUGCAGGACAGCAAUGACCAUGCCCCCCAGUUCACAGAGGAUCCUGUUACCAUUGUGAUCCCAGAGAACAUCGAGCCAGGGGCUUCAAUUUAUACCUUCCAGGCUUCGGAUCAGGACGGCAGCGGACCAAACAGUGAGCUACAUUACUCCAUCGAGCACUACUGGCCGAACAUGCCAGAUCUCCUGACCCUUGACCCCUCCAGCGGAGUCCUGACUCUGGGGCAGAAGUUAGAUCGUGAGUCGACGCCAUCCCUCUACCUCGUGGUGCGGGCCACGGACCAGGCAGUGGAUCCCUCUCAGAGGCGCUGGGGUUCAGUCACCGCCCGGGUGUUUGUGACAGACGAGAACGACAACGCUCCGGUCUUCAGCUCACCGUCUGCAGUCAGCGUCAUGGAAGAUCAGCCUGUAGGGUUUGUGAUUUUGUACGUGAUGGCUCGAGAUGACGACGAAGGAGAAAACGGCAGAGUGUCUUACAGAAUCCAGGCAGGCAACAGCGCCGGUCGCUUCAGUCUGAACCCAAACACUGGCUCUCUCUCCAUCCUUAAAGCCUUAGACCGGGAGGAGCAGGAAGUCUUCAACCUGACCAUUGUAGCAGAGGAUCAUGGGAUACCUCAGCUGUCCACCUCUCAGGUGCUGUCCGUGCAGGUGAUCGAUGUGAACGAUGAAGCUCCAGUGUUCCAGCGAGCCGAGUUUGAGGCCCAGGUGAUGGAAAACCGAGGACCGGGCACAACUGUGUUCACAGUUACUGCCACUGACCGGGACCAAGGCUCUAAUGGCCAAGUGACGUACGGAGGCGUGACAGAGGAGGGCUUCAUCAUCAACCCUGUGACGGGAGUCAUCACCACCACCAAGGAACUGGACGCUGAGCUACAGAACCACUACACACUCACCGUGUAUGCCAGGGACAGAGGGCUGCCUCCUAACUUUGCCAAGGCCGUGGUCCGUUUGGAGGUGCAGGACGUGAACGACAACGCUCCGGUCUUUGCAAAGCCGUGGUACGGGCUGGAGGUGCCGGAGAACCAGGCCCCCGUAGAGCUCUUCUUUCUCAAGGCCACAGACCCUGAUACUGGUCCCGGUGGAGAGCUGGAGUACAGGAUCACUGCUGGGGACCCUGAUCGAGAUUUCCACCUCCACACCAGCACAGGGGCCCUCUCCACCUCACGUGGUCUCGACAGAGAGACAAAGGCUGAAUAUACUCUGGAGAUCGUGGCUACAGACCGAGGCAGCCCUGCUCUCAGCACCACCGUCACAGUGGAAAUCAAAGUGCUGGAUGUCAAUGACAACAGCCCGGUCUUCAGCAAAAGUAGCUACACUGUUGAGGUGUCAGAGGACGCUGCAGAGGGGUACAAAGUUCUGGAGGUGUCAGCUGUAGAUGCUGACGAUGACCUUAAUGGAAAGGUUCUGUAUUUCCUUAGCCGAGAGGCACACGGAGCGUUUACAGUGGAUGAGAGCACCGGUGUUAUCACAACAUCGGCCCCCCUGGACCGGGAAAGGUGGGCGUCAUACAGCUUCCAGGUGUUUGCUGUCGACCUUUCACCUGCUGCCCCCAGGAACACCUCCGCUCAGGUGACUGUCACCAUCCUAGACGUCAACGACAACACUCCCUUCUUCAUCCAGGAUCCACUCGUCAUUGAAGUGUCCAGCAGGCGUUCCCAGCGGGUUCUAGCCACCAUGAAGGCCGAGGACAAGGACUUCGGAGCCAACGGUUCUGUGUUUUAUCGUUUCGCCACUCCAGUGAAGGGCUUCAGCAUCAACUCCCUGACUGGGGAGAUCCAGGCAACCGAGCCUCUGGGGGAACUGUCCCAGGCUCAGAGGACCCUGAUAGUGGAGGCCAUGGACCAGGGCACGCCAGCUCAGUCUGCACAGGGCGUGGUGGUGAUUUACGUGAAGGAGGUGGAAUACAGCGGCAUUCGCUUCUCUAGAAACGCCAGAGACGUCAGCAUACAGGAGAACGCCUUGAAAGGCACAGCUGUGGCUCAGGCGCAGGCUCAGCACCCAGAUGGCACACAAAGAGGUAUCAGCUACAGCCUCUUCAGUGGGAACAGAAAGCAGGCCUUCACCAUCAGCUCCUCAUCAGGUGAAAUCAGGGUGCAGAGUUCCAGGGGGCUUGACUUUGAAGACACCCCCAGACUGCGUCUUGUUGUGAAGGCGGAAACUGUGUCCUCCACGUCUUUCAUGGCUUUCAACCUGAUCCUGCAGGACGUCAAUGACAACCUUCCUCGCUUCCAGCUGCAGAAUUAUGUUGCCUACAUGAGAGAAGCACAGGGAUAUGAAACACCAAUCAUCCAGGUGAUGGCUGAGGAUGUGGAUCAGGGCCAGAAUGGUCAGGUGACCUACUCCAUCCAGUCAUCAGGCAUGAGCGGCCUGUUCAAGAUUGAUCCGGUGACAGGAAGCAUCACCACGUCGGCCAUCAUGGACCGUGAGAUCUUUACCCAGACCAAGUUGGUAGUCACGGCAACUGAUAGAGGAAGUCCGCGAUUGGCUGGUUCCGCUACACUCACAGUGAUCAUUGUUGACCAGAACGACAACAGCCCCACAAUUCCCUUGCCCAAGGAAGUCCGCAUCCCAGAGAACAUGUUGAUCGGCACAGAGAUCACUCUUGUGACGGGUAAUGAUGUCGACUCCAGUCCUGCCCUCGCCUACUCUUUGCAUCUGGACCCGACAGCCCUGGGCAAGUUUGGGAUUCACCGCUACAGUGGAGGCGUUUCACUCACCGCCCCUCUGGACUUUGAGGAGAAGACGUGGUACACCCUGACUGUCAGAGCCACGGACACCCAGCACCAAACUGAGGCUAACAUAACAAUACUGGUGGAAGAUAUUAAUGACAAUGCACCUGCGUUCACCCAUGAUCUCUAUCAGGUAACUCUGCCUGAGCACACGCCGCCAGGAAGUGCAGUUGUCACAGUAACAGCAACUGACAGGGACUCGGGAGAGAAUGGAAAGAUCACCUACCGAGUAAUGUCAUCAACAAAGGAGGGCUUCUACAUCAACCCCAAUAAUGGAACCCUGUUCAUCAAUCACAGAGCUGAGUUUGACCCUGAACGCCCGUCAGUCAGCAUUGUUAUCGAAGCACGUGAUGGAGGUUCGCCCUCACUCUCCUCCCUCACCACUGUCCAGGUCCAAAUCUCUGACGUCAAUGACAACGCGCCCGUGUUCCACCAAUCAGAGUACAGGGCCACAGUUUCUGAGGAUGCCAUCCCAGGCUCAACGGUUCUGACUUUUGAGGCCUUUGACAGUGACCUUUCCCGAGAAAACUGCGGCUUUGACUUUGCAAUUGCUAACGGGAAUGAAGGAAAUGCAUUCCAGAUUGAAAGCAGUGUGCGGUUCCUAGAAGGUCGGGGCUUUCAAACAGUUGGGACUCUGCUGUUGGCGGAGGGGCUUGACUUUGAAACCAAACCGCUUUACAACCUGACUGUGGUAGUGUCGGACCGCGGUGUGCCCCAGAGGAGCUCUAGUGUUGCUGCGGUGAUUACCAUCAGUGAUGUGAAUGAUAACCCUCCGGUGUUCAGCAGAGCGGAAUAUACUGUGUCACUGAGUGAGGGAGCUGUCUCUGGGACGGAGAUCAUACGACUGACUGCUACAGAUCCAGACUCAACUCCCAACGCUGAGAUCCAGUAUACCAUCAGCUCUGGUGAUGAGGUGAACUUGUUCACCAUGGACCAGUGGACUGGAGCCUUGCGACUUCAGCAAGCACUCGAUCGUGAGCACCAGUCCACACAUACUGUCAUCAUCCAGGCCACAGACGGACAGGGUCACUUUGCACUAGCUCCAGUCAUUGUUGAAGUCAAAGAUGUAAAUGACAACCAUCCAUUCUUCCCUGUGGAAGUCCUGACAGCCAGUAUCAGAGAAAACCAACCAGCAAACUCAGCUGUGACUGUCCUACAUGCCAUAGACCAUGACACAGGGGUUUUUGGCCAGCUGAAGUACCACAUGGUGGAGAGGUCUGGUGCAGGAAAAGACAGCUUCAUUUUGGAUCAGAACUCGGGAGAAAUCAGAAGCAGAGUCCCGUUUGACUUUGAGAAGAUCAACUCCUUCAACUUUGUGGCGCUGGCAGUCGAUUCAGGCAACCACUCAGCCACUGUAACUGUGCAGGUGUUUGUCACAGGAGAGGAUGAGUAUGACCCACUCUUUACAUCCUCUGAUUUCUCCUUCGAAGUCCCAGAAGGAGCUAAGAAAGGCCAGAGCAUCGGCCAGGUCCAGGCAAAUGAUGAGGAUGGAGGGGUGGAUGGUAUUGUUCUGUAUUCUCUUCCCACCAGCUCACCAUUUUUUGACGUCAACAAAACCACUGGGGUGAUCUUCCUGAAGCUGGAUGGUUCAGGCAGCAGUAGCAGCAGCGGAUCAGGCCGGAACAAACGGGAAGCCAGGCUGAUGACCCUGGAUGUGAAGGCCCACAGUCCUCUAGAGGCAUCUCGCACCACCACAGCCCAAGUCUCUAUCGAUGUCACAAAUACCAACUUCGGCCUGGCCCCUGAUGUCAACAUCCUGCUGAUUAGCAUCAUUGCUGUAUCGCUUGGUUUUAUUGUUUUGCUUGUGGUCAUGGCUGUGGUGGUGUUCCUUGUCAAGUCACGCAGGAGGAAGAAAGGCCAAGAUGCAGGAAACAGAGCUGUUGCCUCAGGAACAGCUCUACAGAAAUUGGAUGAGUGCAACACAGGGCAGGGAGGAGAGAGGAUCUACCACCAGGCGUUGCCAGGCUAUGCUGGAGAUCAGAGUGCCGGUGGUGGUCCCUAUACCAGAGGGGGUUCUCUGGAUCCUUCUCACUCCAGUGGAAGAGGGUCAGCUGAAGCGGCAGAGGACGACGAGAUCAGGAUGAUUAACGAGUACCCCCGCGUUGCCUCCAUUACUUCGUCCAUGCAGGAGCACAUCUCGGCCAGAGGACCAGACUCCGGAAUUCAGCAGGACGCUGACCAGCUCUCUGAUAUCUCCUGCGAGCCUGCAGCUUUGGAGGGCAGCACAUGGUUCAAAGGAAAGAAACUGGGAGGCAGUCUCAGUGGGACCUUGCUCUCUGGCCAGCUCCCAGUCUAUAGAGAUGAGGGAGGUGGGUACCUCGGAGUAGGUCGUGGUCUCAACAUUUCCCUCCCCAAGGAUUACGCCUUCCCUGAGGAUGGUAAACCGUCAGUCGAUGGCUCCCUCACAGCUAUCGUUGCCAGCGACGAGGAGCUACGUGGAAGCUAUAACUGGGAUUACCUGCUCAACUGGUGCCCUCAGUUCCAGCCUCUGGCUAAUGUCUUCACAGAGAUUGCCAGGCUGAAGGACGAGACUGCCCAGCAGAGCCAGAACCCUCGCCAACCCUUCCAGCCCAAGCACAAAAUGGAUCCCAAACCUAGAAUCGACCCUCCACCACUCAUCACAUCAGUGGCCCAUCCGGGGGCCAUGUCAGUUCCCCCGAAGGUUCCAGUGAUUGGACGGACAUUCCCGCACUUAGCGUCACUGCGCAGGUCCCCUAUCAGUCACGAGGGGUCCAUUUCAUCCGCAGCAAUGUCCCCCAGCUUCUCCCCUUCUCUGUCCCCGCUGGCAGCUCGAUCUCCAGCUGUUUCACCCUUUGGAGUCAACCAAGGGCCCUCAGCAUCCAUGAUCAGCACCAGGGAGCCCUCGCUGGACCAGAGUCCUGAUCACGAGAUGAGAAUAUGAAGGAAAAAUUAAAAGAUUAUUUAAGGACUAACUUAAAAGACAGACAACAUAAACAAAGCAUGAUGAAGCAUACUUCUGGCUGUUCUUUUUCAUGGAACAAAAGACAGAGAGUGGAGUUAUCAGUUGUACUGUCAUUCUCAGAAACAGUUUAAUGAAGAAAUGUCCAGAUUGUGACACUUGUUUUAAGUGUCCGACCAUAUGAAUUUUGGACGAUAAACACACCCACAAAAACACAAUUAUCCCUUUCCUGGUAGAAUAUUUGCAUUCUUUGGAGUACUUCUGUGGGUCGGCAGUGUUACAGGAAAACACAAACACGGAACAUGUGCCUGGGUUGACAGGACCAGCCCACUCUUCAAUGUCAACAGAACAGUGACGCAGGUCUUCAUGAACUGAACGGGGUUUAGGAGGGGAAACCGCCCUCUUCAUGGGAAUGUGCACUUACCAUGCCCCGCAGUCAGAGAUCCCUUAGUGUGUAGAUAGAUAGAUGUGUAGUUUUCUUGUUACCUCGCUGGCUGGCCAGAGAGCGAAGGAUCCUGUUCCUCUCUUUGUGUCUGUGGACAUUUUUACACUCCAGUAUUAAACUCAUCUAGCGGCUGCUUUUAAAAUGGCCUCUGGACGUGUGUUUGUGUGCGUGUUUGUGCGUGUGUAUGUGUGUGAGACUCCCAUGGACAGAAAAACUGUGUGCUCACAAAGACACUGAUUCAUUGAAUUGCCAAUGCAUCACAAAGUGGACGAGCAAUGGAGAUUAUUGUUUUUCCUCACCGAUCGAUGACACUUCUUUUGAUUUUUACUUUUAUUUUUAUAUAUUUUUAUAUGAAAUUAUGAUUUCAGAUCCAGAAAUGCCAUUAUUCCACAUGGAGAGGUUAUUGUUUUUGUGUAUUUGCAUAUAUGUAUAUUUGUAUGUAUGCAGGCUACGCUAUGUACUGUCUCCUAGGUUUUUAGAGACUCUUGUGACAGUUCUGAUGUGAGUGAGAAGGAGACUUUUGUGUUUCUAGCAUUAUUUAUAUGAAAAGAGGACUUGCUGCCACAUUUUGACAGCAGGAAACCAAACACAGCUCAUGCUACGCUGUGUUAUUACCUUAAGAUUUUUCUUUUUUUUUUUUGUCAAACUGUAGAUCAUCCCAAAUCCAGAACAGAAAUCUAAUGAAAACCUGUGAUAAAUCUAAAUGCCUGCUUCUCCAGCAGUUCAGCACUCUGCUGUGGUUUGCAGUUAUGCACAACAGCACAUUCCCUUUGUUAUUCAGGGACGACUCAAUUUGCUGAUCACCUCUGUGUCUUUGAAAGAAAGUGCUUCCUAAAAGUCAAUUACAUCGCUCACUAACUUAAAAUGCGUUUUACUGUGAAGUUGUUCAUCUCAGCACAACAAAAGUAGCGUGCAAAGAACAGGCUUGGACUCUCGUAGGAAGGUGGUGUAAGUGGCAACGUAGCACGCGAGCCAGACGAGCGGGAAGCAAAAAAGCCUGAAUGCAUGAGCCUUGAUGAAUGUACAAGGGAUUUCGAAACCGGUGCAGUAUUUAUUUCCAUGUUAACUCUCUGUUCUGCGCAUUUUAUAGCUAUGAUUCACUCACGAUUGUCACCAACAUGAUGAGGUGUUUUCAGGUUCCAUGUGUUAAACUCAUCAUCUGCACCUUCUUUCCUUUCUCUCUUCACUGGGAUCCAGUUUUAGCAAUCUGCUUGUGUAGCAAAAGGCUUUAAAACUGUCUUUUCAUGAUUUUUUUUAUCCUUCUGGCCUGUUUUUAAUCUUUUGGAGGUAAUUACAGUGUUUGGAAUGUCCUCUUGUUUUGAAAAAAGAAAAGAUGGCUUCUACCUCUGUUCUUUGUUCAACAUAACCCUACAAAUCGCUUGAUGCAAAGCUGGCACUGCAGCUAAAAGCUACACAUGCCAUGAGCCUAACUUCAGCACAACACUCUCUCGACUCAUAAUGAUGCUGUUUUCAGAAACAUUUCGCCAUUGGAGGACGUCCAUUUGGAGUUCAGUUUGAGAUGCCUGCCAGUGACUGAUCAGUGGAGCGAUGGCAGGAUAAAAAAGAGCUGUACAUGUAUUUAAAGCAAAUAAUAAAUUCCUACUGAUCUCUUUUGACAAA
This is a messenger RNA of Acanthopagrus latus (yellowfin seabream), 12658 nucleotides long. Its product is annotated as protocadherin-16-like. Gene Ontology annotation, biological process: homophilic cell-cell adhesion. Lineage: Eukaryota; Metazoa; Chordata; Actinopteri; Spariformes; Sparidae. The transcript has 29 exons. Gene Ontology annotation, cellular component: plasma membrane. The record is from RefSeq and is a predicted model, not a curated record. Gene Ontology annotation, molecular function: calcium ion binding. The coding region runs from base 661 to 10575 and encodes 3304 amino acids.